Messenger RNA from Acanthochromis polyacanthus (spiny chromis), 3157 nucleotides. RefSeq lists its product as uncharacterized. Gene Ontology annotation, molecular function: channel activity; DNA binding. Gene Ontology annotation, biological process: positive regulation of interleukin-1 production; regulation of DNA-templated transcription; monoatomic cation transport. Lineage: Eukaryota; Metazoa; Chordata; Actinopteri; Pomacentridae. The record is from RefSeq and is a predicted model, not a curated record.
CAGCCCGGCGUUGGGAAAACGGGGAGCGGAGAUGAAGAUGGAGGUGGGAGGGGCCUGGCGGGGCUGACGUCAGCGGCUGUGUGGAGGAGUAUAGGCUGUGCUGUCAGCCCAGUGUCAGUCUGAUGAAGAUUGGCAUGCAGGCUUUGAGUGGAGAUUUGGGUACUGGGCCACAGAGCAGACAACAACCCUGAAAGCUGCUGUGUUGCUGUGGGCAAGCUAACUUCUCGAUGUGAAGCUGUCCCAUGAUGCAACAUGUGUCCCCAGCACCUGCAGUGACAAUGAUGGCCACCCAGAGUGUUCCUCCACCAUCGUACCAGGAGAGCCAACAGAUGACGGGGACGACUCAACAGAACACCAAGACCCCACAGGUCCACAUCCCAGCAGCCUCUGCAGCAGGAAAUACCUCUGUCAGUGUGACCCUUGACCCCCAGGCCCAGCUUGAGUCUGACAAGAGAGCUGUUUACAGACAUCCAUUGUUCCCGCUGCUGGCAUUGUUGUUUGAGAAAUGUGAGCAGGCCACGCAGGGAUCUGAAUGCAUCACGUCAGCCAGCUUCGAUGUGGAUAUUGAAAACUUUGUGCACCAGCAGGAGCGAGAACACAAGCCGUUCUUCAGUGAAGAUCCAGAGCUGGACAACUUGAUGGUAAAAGCCAUUCAGGUGUUGCGGAUUCAUCUACUGGAGUUGGAGAAGGUCAAUGAGCUCUGUAAGGAUUUCUGCAAUCGCUACAUCACUUGCCUGAAGACCAAGAUGCACAGCGACAACCUCCUCCGUAAUGACCUCGGUGGACCCUACUCUCCAUCACACACCAGUCUCAGCAUGCAGCAGGAACUAAUUCAGACCUCCUCUCCAUCCAUGACCUCUGUCUCCAGCUCUGUUAACCCUUCAGGGAUUGUGGUGCCUGCCGGGGGUCUGCAACAGGGCAGUGUCGCCAUGACCACCAUCAACUCUCAAGUGGUAUCGGGUGGGACCCUGUACCAGCCAGUUGCCAUGGUGACAUCGCAAGGGCAAGUGUUAACGCAGGCGCUGCCGCCGGGAACCAUCCAGAUCCAGAACUCGCAGGUAAAUGUGGACCUUUCAUCCCUCUUGGACAAUGAAGACAAGAAGUCCAAGAAUAAGAGGGGGGUCCUUCCCAAACACGCCACCAACAUCAUGCGCUCCUGGCUCUUCCAGCAUCUCAUGCACCCAUAUCCAACAGAAGACGAGAAAAGGCAGAUUGCAGCACAAACGAGUCUAACCCUUUUGCAAGUGAACAACUGGUUCAUCAACGCUCGUAGGCGUAUCCUCCAGCCCAUGUUAGAUGCCAGUAAUCCAGACCCAGCUCCUAAAGCCAAGAAGAUGAAGUCCCAACACCGUCCAACACAGCGCUUCUGGCCCGACUCCAUCGUGGCUGGAGUACUGCAGACUCACAGAUCUCAGACAGGAAACAACUCAGACAACCCGCUGAGCAUGGACAGCCUCCAGUCACUGUCCUCGGACUCAGCCACCCUGGCCAUGCAGCAAGCCAUGCUGGGAGCAGAUGACUCCAUGGAUGGCACGGAGGAGGAGGACGAAGAAGAGGAGGACGAGGAGGAAGAGGAGGAAGGAAUGGAGGAGGAAGAAGAGGAAGAGGACGGAGAGGAGGAACACGACAGGGGAGGCAAAUGUCCAGCGGGUAGGGGAAGGAGAGAUCUGAGCAUGGAGCACAGAGAGGAACUGGAAAUGAGGGUGUUCAAAAUGUCCAUCGCCCAGGCGGCGGCCAAGGCCAUGCUAUCUGAUGCCCUGCUGCAGGACAGCUCCGGGAUACAUCGGAUCAACCACCUGGAACUGGAGCUUCCUCUGGACAAGGUCAUCAAGUAUGUGUCUGUCGGCCUUCCGCUGAUGCUGGUGUGCAUGGCCUUUGCCCGUGAGAUCUCCCUGGGGCCUCAGAUCAGCUGUUUCCCUCCCAGCAAUUUCACCAUCAAGCAGGCCAGCUACGUAGACACAUACUGCUGGGACUCUCUCAUGCAUCACGAGUUUGACAGUGAUGGGAACUUUGAGGAACGCUCUCUCUGGGUGCAUAAAAUGUUUCCUUACUCUCUUUUGGCGAUGGCUGUGUUGAUGUACCUACCGGCUCUGAUCUGGCGCCAGCUCGUCAUGCCCACACUGGGCUCAGACCUGCUCUUCAUAAUUGACGAACUAGACAAGUCGUACAACCGCUCAAUUCGACUGGCCCAGAGCAUUCUGGAUAUGCGCCAGAACACGAUGAACCCGCUCACAUUUCAGGCCGAGCUGCAGAGGGCUAAGAAGAAGCGGUACUUUGAGUAUCCCCUUCUGGAGAGAUACAUGCAGUGCAAACAAAACUCCUACUUCCUUGUUAGCAUGCUUUUCUUGCGGGGCUUCCUCCUCCUGACCUUCAUGACUGCUGCCUGCCUCUACCUCGCCUACUUCCAUCUCUCUGCCUUCCUGCAGGAUGAAUUCAGCUGCUUUGUCCGCACAGGCAUGCUGCGUGACCAGAACUGGGUUCCUGAACUGGUUCAGUGUAAGAUGAUUGGCCAGUUGGUCUUUCAGGUGAUAAGCGUGGCCAACGGUGCCAUCUAUGUCCUGCUGGCACCCAUUGUCCUCUUCAGCCUCAUCCGACUCUUCGUUUGGGACACCACCUUCAUCUCUGUCUACGAGGUCCUCCCAGCUCUGGAUCUUAUGAACCGCCGAAAGCUGGGCUGCCCACUGAACGACCUCAACGUACUGCUGCUUUUCUUGCGUGCCAACGUCGCUCACCUGAAGUCCUAUGGGCAGGUGAGGGCUUUGUGCUCUCUGGCGCCGCCACAGGUGGGCAACGCAACUGCAGGGCAGGGUUUAAACGCAAUGUUGACCCAAGAAGAGAUGGAGGAGCGUGAAGAGGCUGCGAUGGAGCUCACUGAGGAAAUAGAGGAGGCCAAAGAAGAAGGGAAGCUAAACUUGGUGGACAUCAUGACGAUCCUGGGAGCGGCACAGGGAAGAGUGGUGAACUGCAGCGAGAAGAGGCCUCUGGUGGAGGAGAAUAUGAGUCUGGGUACUGUAACACUUAUCUACACACUCAAACGCAUUCUGCUAGUGGCUAUUUUUGUCUACAUCAUUUGGGAUGUACAGAAAAUUAUAAAGUGACCUCCAAACUACAGACUCAGGUUCUGAAAAUGAAUAACAAGCGCCUUACAUAUAGGACA